Molecule: messenger RNA, 390 nt
Organism: Pleurotus ostreatus (oyster mushroom)
Lineage: Eukaryota; Fungi; Basidiomycota; Agaricomycetes; Agaricales; Pleurotaceae
Exons: 1
Coding region: 1-390 (129 amino acids)
Source: RefSeq, a predicted model, not a curated record
AUGGACGUCGAUGAAGCGCUUGUGGCCCUGAAUGCGCCCCCAUACGACGACGACGACCCCUUGGCAUGUUACCAUGCUGAGAUCAACAGCAAGACACUCGUAGCCCUUCGCAUUUGGGAGCACCUCCUCGAUGAAGCUCCGAGGGACGAGAUCGCAGGAACGAUACUUCGCAAGAUAUUCAAUGAAGUUUCAGGAUAUCCGGGCUCCUUGAUUUCCCCAUCCCUCCUUUACGGCUUCAGAAUGCAAAUGAUACCUGAGCGGUCCCGCUCUGAACUUGUCAAAAUGUUGUAUCAAGCAUGGCGGGCCGAGGAUUCUCAAAGACUUGGAAAUUUGGGUCUUGUUUCUCCAACCUCCGACAAAGGAAUCAUCCUCACUUACUGUAUAUUGUAA